UGAAGAGGCAGGACAACAAUGAUGCUUGCUUUUCAUUCUAAUCAGAUAUACAGCUUGAGGUCUGGACGUGGGUACACAUCCUGAUGGGAAAGGGGAAUCUGUUUGACAAAAUGAAAAAAGUUGGACUUAUUGGGGUGUUGCUAUUACACCAGGUAAAGUCGUCAUCGGGUUGUCAUCCUCAUGUGAAUCUUGUGAAAGAGGAAGAAAAGUGCAUGAAAGACCUGCAACUUUUAAUGUCACACAAAGCAACAGAAAAUAUCAGCGUUCACUGCAAGGGAAUGUGGGACGACCUGAACUGCUGGCCACCUGCUUCUCUUGAGGAAACAGUUUCUCAACCCUGUCCAGAUUUCUUUGAUUCAGAAGGUAAAGUCGAACGCAACUGCACCGCCAAUGGCUGGACGGAUCUGCUGGUCCCGCAUGAAGAUGCAUGUGGCUACACUUUCAAUGAGACACUGCAGUUUCUUGGAGAGUCCUCAGACUCCCAUUUGUAUUUCUCCUACGUGAAGACCAUGUACACAGUCGGAUACACACUUUCCCUCAUCUCUCUCACCAUCGCUAUCGCCAUAUUCUGUCUGUUUAGGAAGCUGCACUGUACCAGGAACUACAUUCACAUCCAGUUGUUUAUCUCCUUCAUCCUGAGAGCCAUUUUCAUCUUUGUCAGAGACGCUCACCUGAACGAAGAGCUCUAUCACUGUGACUAUUACCCGGUGACCUGUAAGGUCGUGCUGAUGUUUUCCAACUAUUCCAUCCUUGCGAAUUACAGCUGGCUGCUGGCGGAGGGUCACUUUCUCUUCACCCUGGUGAGCCGCUCCUUCUUCUCCCUGAAGAAACACCUGGCCUGGUACAUCGUCCUGAGCUGGGGUUUACCGCUGAUUGUUAUUGUCUCCUGGGGGUGUGCUAAGUAUUUUUAUGAAGAUGAGGGCUGUUGGGAAACCAGGAGACAUGAGUGGAUUUGGUGGAUUCUUCGAGUUCCAGUCCUUCUGACUAUAUCUAUGAAUCUCAUCUUUUUCUUGGGCAUUUUGGGAAUACUGGUGAGCAAACUCAGAAUGCCAGAUGCACAGAGGAGUGAAUUCAGCCAGUAUAAGCGACUGAUCAAAUCCACGUUUUUUCUGGUGGCUCUGUUUGGUCUGCACUACAUCCUGUUUGUUUUCUUACCUGUUCAAGUCAGCAGCUCUGUGUUUAAGAUAUGGACCUUUGCAGAGCUGGCUCUGUCCUCCACACAGGGGUUUGUGGUUGCUGUCCUCUACUGCUUCAUGAACGGAGAGGUGCAGCAUGAGAUUCAGAGGCGGUGGAAGAGGUGGAGGCUGACUCAGCCGCUGCCCAGUCGGCGUAGGCAGCAACAUGGCUCCAUCAGCCACAGCGGGUCUCCUCACACUCAGGUCUCCCUGCUGCCCUGUUCUCCAGGCAGCCCAACGACCAGCGGACUCCCUGUGGACACUGUGGAGAUGUGAUUCCAAGUGGGAUUGGCUCGUUUUCUCCCCUUUGCUACAUAAUGGACCGUGGCUUAGUGCUGGCAGUCAGUUGGUCCUGCAGCUUGAGUGUUUAAUACAGCAGUACUAUCAAUUGGUUUGUUUGGUCAGUACUUCAGUUUAUUUUCAGCACUGAAUUAAGAGGCACUGCAGCUUUGUAGUAUUUAGUUGCUCUUCACUGCAGCUGGAUGGUUAGGGAGAUAAAGAGAAAAUUGUUGUCAAGCUAUCUUGACCUUUUGUAAUUAGAACGUCUAAAACACUAGCUCCUACAUUUCCCAUAAUGCAAUCUGACAGCUCUUUUUCGUACAUCUGAAUAAAUGUC
Messenger RNA from Stegastes partitus (bicolor damselfish), 1791 nucleotides. It is a transcript of the gene sctr, whose product is annotated as secretin receptor. Gene Ontology annotation, biological process: cell surface receptor signaling pathway; adenylate cyclase-modulating G protein-coupled receptor signaling pathway. The coding region runs from base 84 to 1451 and encodes 455 amino acids. Gene Ontology annotation, molecular function: secretin receptor activity; G protein-coupled peptide receptor activity; peptide hormone binding. The record is from RefSeq and is a predicted model, not a curated record. Gene Ontology annotation, cellular component: plasma membrane. The transcript has 14 exons. NCBI's taxonomy places the organism in Eukaryota, Metazoa, Chordata, Actinopteri, Pomacentridae.